GUUGACAAGCGAUAAUAAAAAUAUUUUAUAAUAAACAUUGCCGUAAAAGUUAAAAAAUCAACAACCAACUAUAUUAUCAUUCGUCGGAAAUUUGAAUAAAAUUUGUAUUUUGGUGGACAAUGAUUAUACCGAUUUGAAAUUCGAACAAAUAGAUUAAUGAAGCCGCUGGAAAGCAAUACUCUACCUCAUGUAGUGUUGUUCUAAAUUUAGGUUACUAGUUUGGAGUCAGAAAACUAAAUGAACCAGUUCGAAAAACCUCACUUUCAUGGCGAAUACACGAGGCUUUGUGUAGACGAACCAUGUCAUCAUUAACCAUACAUUUGGAAAUUGGACACGAAGCUUCAUUAAGAACUAAAACAACACCUGAAGGGUUUACUCACGAUUGGGAGGUAUUUGUUAGAGGCUCUGGCGGUGCUGAGAUACAUUAUUACGUCGAAAAAGUUGUAUUUUACUUACACGAAACUUUUGCAAAACCGAAAAGAGUCAUUAAAGAACCGCCUUAUUCGCUCAGGACCUCAGGAUAUGCCGGGUUCAACUUACCUAUCCAUGUGUAUUUGAGGAACAACCAAGAACCAAAAAGGAUUCAAUUUAACUAUGAUCUGCAUUUGCAGCCUAACGGCCCCCCUAUUCACAAAGUACAGAAGGAAAAGUAUGUGUUUCAUUCUGUUAGCGAAGAUUUUAGAAAUAAAUUGUUGAAAGGCGGCGCUGUGAUUGGAUCAGGAGAAGGUCCAGAAGAUUCGUCCGCAAGAUUAUCUUCAAACGAGGAAAAACCUCAAAUGACUAGUAAACCAAAACUGACUGGUUCGGAGCCAACCAAAAGGUACAAAAUAAAGCCAGAGGAGUCCCGUGGCGAUGACACAUUUAGGGACCUGUUUGGUCCCCCCAUUACCAAGACCAGUAAGAUUGUGGAGCCUCCCAAGAAGGAUCCUCCCAAGGCAAUUCCAAAACUUGACAAAGAGAAGGAAAAGGUCAAGUCGAAAAGUAGUCACAAGGAUAGGGAAAAGGAGAGAUCCAAAGAGAAACAGAAUGAAAGCAGUGGGGACAAAAAACUAAAGGACGAGAAAAAAGAUAAGAAGGACAAGACUGAGAAGGAACGAAGUAAAGAUAAGAAGGAUAAAAGGGAAAGGGAAAAGAGUCCACCUAGGGCGAAAAGCCCCACCCCAAAGAGAUCGCCGAAGCGCUUAAAAAGUCCCUCUCCGGCGAAAAACGUUGCCAAAGAGCGGGAAACGGCAAAGGAAAAGGAAAAAGAUUCAAGGGAAAAAAGGGAGGAGAAAAAAGCGAAAAAGGAGAAGCAUAAGGAACACAAAGAAAACAAACAAAGGGAGAGAGAUAAGUCGGAUCAGAGCAAGGAACACAAAAGUCGGGAGAUCAAGAGUGGCAAAGAAAGCAGCAACCACAGUGGCGGCGCCACCAAGGAAAACGAAGCGAACGCUGCCGUGGGGUCGCAGCUGCAGGUGCAAAAGGGAGACAAGAAGGACAAGGUAAAGGACAAAGAGACCAAAGAGGCUGAAAAACAAGAGGCACCAAAAGAGAAAUCUAAAACUGAAGAAAAAACGAAACACAAACACAAAAAGAGGGACAAAGAUAAAAAGGAAAAGAAGGAGGAAAAAUCGUAUAAGAGGGAGGAGAAGAAGCUCGAGAAGAUCUCGGUUAAGGAGUCGAAGGAGAGGGACAAGACGAACAACCUCUUCGGCGUCAGCCCGAAAAGCGAACCGCCGCCGUCGCCGCCCCCAGUGGAGCCGCCGCCGAAGAAGCUCGUUCCGCCGCCGCCACCAAUCGACGACGACACUUCCAACGGUUCGAAGCUGAGCAGCCGAGAGCCGAGUCCAGCUCAGCAGAUGCCGCCGCCGCCCUCCAAGUCCCCGUCGCCCAUCCUGGUGCAGGAAUCGCCCAGGAAGGAUGGCGCCUUCGGCAAGAAAGGUCGCGGAGAGGACGACGCGCCGCCGCCCAGUAAGAAAAAGGACAAGAAAGAAAGGAAACGGGAAAAGAAGGGGGACAAGGACCACGAAAAGAAACGGAAACGGAAAGUGGAAGCGGAGACGCAGGUAGAAAUCGUCGAGCCGCCGGUAAAAGUCGAGAAAAAGGAGGAAGACACAAAUAAUAAUUCGGACGACGAGAGAAAGGUGUCGAGUUCCGAAGACGCCAAUCCCAUACCUUUUCAGGAAGACGCGGAGGCGUACAUGAGCAUGCUGAGGGAGCUUCAGCACAAAAUCAUGGGUCUAAAAGACAACUCCGACUUGCAGAAGGUGGUGCAGCUGAUCGCGGAGACAGGCAGGUACGAGGUGUCCGCCCACACGUUCGACUUCGACCUGUGUUUGCUGGACAGGUCGACGGUGAUGCAGUUGCAGGCGUUCUUUUCCACCGCGAAGGGGUAAUGUGUUUUCCAGCAUGUUUCAAAUCGUUACCGGGUCUCGGUUUGGUGUUCGUGGACGCACUCCGCAAUUGUAAAGUGACUUUUGACUUUGAAGCCGAGUGAGCUCGAUACUAUCGAGUUUGUCGUCUAAGAAUGGCACGGAUUCCGAGAGAAAUGAGCUUAAAUUAAUUUAGCGGCGAUUUGAACCAGCGAUUUUUCUAGCGAUUUAAAUUGUUCUCAGCUCGAAAAAAAUCCGGCGCAGCCAUGAUGGGAACUGGUAAAAGCUAUGGGGUCCGUUAAGUCAAUGAAAAAUAGUAUACUUUUGUACGUAACAUUUUUCUAAUGUUUCUUCAAUCAUUGAUUUUUAUUAUGCCACUACGAGAACCACCACUUCUAAAUUAAACAGAUUGUGUUAAAAAUUUUAUUCUAUUCUAACCUAACAACUCAUGGUAUGUUUUAUUCACGAGAGAGAAGUAAAAGUAUUUCUGCCUAAAAAUGCAUAUAAGAUAUUUCCUAUUUUAAUAGUAGAGACCCUAGUGUUUUUGUAAGUUACCAAGAUUAUUUAAUUCUUUGUAUAAUUUCUUUAUCUUGUUACAAACUACUUCAAACACUUUUUGUGGUCCGCCAAUAAUACGGAAAUAUUGAUUCACUUAAAUAAAAAAAAAUAGAGGCAAAGUCGGUUCAAUGAAACUGGUGAAAAACUAUUAAAGUCUAAUAUCAAAACAAAUUUCACGCAGGCGCAUUAAGGAGUACUAUUAUACUAAAAGGAAUGUGUGGUUGUAACAUAUGUAUUAUUAAUUAAUUAAUUACUGCUACUGCAAACCAAAGGAGAUUAUUAUUAUUAUGUAAAAUAUUAUGAGAAAAAAAGUGACAGUGUCUAAUGAAUUUCAAAAAUUCUAAAGUGAGCAAAAGGUUUCCGAUUAUUCUUUGUUUUUUCCGGAUAUAUCUUGACGAACACCAUAGCUCGUACCAUUUCGCGCGCUGUACAUCGCUAUUGUGAACGCGCUUUACAGAGUGGCCCGCAAUGAAUGCUCCAAGAAGCACAGUUAAAUUCUUGAAAAUUUUGACAUGCUUAAGUAAAAUGUUGCUCAGUAAUCGGGGUGUUAAAAAGUUAUUUUAUUUCACUUCAUAUUUUGAUAGUUAUUGGUUAAUUUUUUUUAUGCAAUCGCUUUUGUAAAACUUUCCAGAAUUUACAAAAAUGGGCAUAUCAUCUUAAUGUUUCUAAAAAUUGUUGCGAGUGUAUCCUUGUUCUAAUAAAGUCAUAAUUAGUCACAAGACUGCCGGAAAUAAUGAGGCCGCCAGUUCAAUAAAAAUAUAAGAAAACCAAAUUAUUGUUUAUACUUCACACGGUCCCAAGGCAAGUCACAUUUUAUUAAGAAUUAAUGGGAUAGGGAUAGGAAAUGAAAACAAUCCGAAAAAAGUGUCCUAACUUUUGUUUUAAGUACUAAACUUUAUCACAUUAUAUCCUAUUCAUGAGCGAUUUUGCUGAAGUGGAUUUGUGUCGAUGUCAUUAUUUUCACGUAACUUGAAGGGCACAUUUUUGGUCACAUAAGGUUUGGAAUAAGUAAAGUGUAAAAAAGUUACCAAUAUUGUUUGUUUAUAUUUUCCUAUUAAUUAAAUUGUACAGUAAAAUGUACAGUGGGUUCUCUAAACUAUGCUCAUUUAAGUGUGCAACUGUGCGCAACUAGUUAUAGCCAGUGCAUAUAGAAUGGUUCGAACUCAAGCGGUAUUCAGGGAAACUGCAAAAAUUGUUUUAGAAUUAAAAAUUACUAUCAAACCAGCAGAUUGCACCCAAUAUAUUUUCAAAAAUACUCAAGCAUUUGUGCCUUAAUUUGUGUAACUGUAUUAUUUCGAAAUUUUAAUUAUUCUUUUGCUCGUAUUAGGUGUUUUACAAAUAAUUCUGGAGUUGGAACAAGCUGAAAUCAUCUCCAUUGGAUAUUAAAAAAAAAAUUAACCCAUUUUAAAAAAAUACGAAAAAUAGCCUAAGCGAAUCGAUGUAAGCGUUAGUUUUGGUUAAUUGAAAACUUUUGUGCAUUUUGUACGUGCCGGGUGGCCAAGAGAAAACGCUGGAAAUUAUUUUUAAAUUUAUAAAACGCCCGCCAGGGUGCGUAUUCGCAUUCUUGAAUUUUAAAUCUCGUUUUUUGAGAAAUACUCUUAAAUAACAUAUAUUGUAAAAACCGCAUUUCCUAACCUUUUUUUGUUUUGGCCGCGUUAUUUAUACGUUUUUUCACCAGAAGUCUAUGACAAUUAACUUCCGAGAUAGGACCCAGGGUCCUUAAUUGGCCGCCCGGUAAAUAAGUAAAUAGGAUACACGGUUUCUACCGCGAUUUAGGCCGUGUUUUAAGCAAAUUUAGCGAACACUGUUAAAUUUCAAUUAAUUGUGGGCAUAUGCCAACAUGACCGAAAUUAAGGCAAAACGCGUGAAGCCUAUCUACUUACAUAUUUAGUUUUUUGCCCACGUUAAGCAAUCGCAUUAAGUCCCAAAUUUGUUUUAACAAAUAUUUAAACGCCAGUAUUGACAUAGCCUGGGCAUAUUUUUAUUUAAAUGGAAACUAAAAAAAGGCAUACUAUGUUCAGAUGAAUAGCGAAUAUUCCAUUCUUGAUAGACUUCUUGCGGGUCGCAGCAAAUUACUUAGCAGAUAAUCGCCGCCACUUCAAUUUUGGUUGAAUUUUUCUCGUGCGCCGUGUAAAAAUUAAAUCGUUGUAAAAUAUUUAUUAUUUUAUCGAGUUGUUUUUGUUCGCCGUUUGUUAUAUUGUGUGUAUAUUUUCGGGAUCGAACAUUUCUGGUGUAAUUUUCUAGUGCAAAUAUGCUGUUUGUCGUGUCACAGCGAAAUCGUGUAUACAUUGCCGCAAAGUCGCCUAGUCUGAAUUGGAGAGCAAUGAUCGGUGCGUUAAUUCACGACCACGAUGCCCUUUAGUUUUGUAAAUACCGUACUUUUGUUUUAAAUAAAUGUUCGUGACUGUAUAUUCAAUCUAGCUUUACCCUUGUCGUGCCUUUCGAGUCCUUCGAGAACAGUUUUCGCUUGGAUGCGCGAAUUUUGGUAAAAGACAAGGAAACGCAUUUGCUGGUCGGGUGCCAUGAAUUUUUAGCCUACGUAAAUGCUGCAUCAGUUUUGACAUGAAUUCAAAUGAUAUUUAACAUAGCGAUUGGUUAGAUAGGCUAGAGGAUAUUUACACGAAAUUUAAUACAAGCAGACUGUAGAGAAAAACAUCUAAUUAUGCGAAUAAAGCAGAUCUCUUAUUGAUACUUUCUUACUUGGUUUGUGGUUAGGUAAAAAUGAUAGUGCGGUCUCAAUAAAAGUU
Cylas formicarius (sweet potato weevil) is the source of this 5656-nucleotide messenger RNA. RefSeq names its product protein AF-9-like. The coding region runs from base 300 to 2375 and encodes 691 amino acids. Gene Ontology annotation, cellular component: super elongation complex. NCBI's taxonomy places the organism in Eukaryota, Metazoa, Arthropoda, Insecta, Coleoptera, Brentidae. The record is from RefSeq and is a predicted model, not a curated record. Gene Ontology annotation, biological process: regulation of DNA-templated transcription. The transcript has 9 exons.